Molecule: messenger RNA, 600 nt
Organism: Cataglyphis hispanica
Lineage: Eukaryota; Metazoa; Arthropoda; Insecta; Hymenoptera; Formicidae
Product: ejaculatory bulb-specific protein 3-like
Exons: 2
Coding region: 46-408 (120 amino acids)
Source: RefSeq, a predicted model, not a curated record
CCAUUUGACUAUUCGGUAUCUUUUUCACAAGAUAGUGUAAACGAAAUGAUUCGGUUAAACUGCAUCGUUACACUUAUCAGUGUUGUGCUAUUGUGCGUUCUCGCGCAAGAGCUUUAUUCCGAUCAAUACGAUUACAUCAAUAUAAAUGAUAUACUCAAUAACGAUAAAAUGCGGGAACAAUAUUAUAACUGUUAUAUGGAAAUUGGACCAUGUACAACAGCAGAUUCAAAGUUUUUUAAAGUAAUCGCUAGCGAAGCUAUUCAAACAAAUUGUAAAAAAUGUACUGAGAAGCAAAAAGAUAUGUUGGAUGCAUUAAGCGAUUGGUACACAAAAAAUAAACCCGACCUUUGGCAGAACAUUGUUCAAAAAAGCUUAGAGGACAUGAAAAAGAAGAAUGCUGGUCAAUAAUUGCUGAUAAAUGCUGCAAAAGAUGAUAAGAAGAAUAACGACACAUUAAAAUAUUAAUAAUCUAAACUGCAUAAUGCUAUAUAAUUUAUUAUUAAUAAUAAAUUGUUAUAUAACCUUUCAAUGAUUAUAUGAAUUGUAAUAUUAAUAUGUUAUUGUAGUAUUAUAUAUUGAUAUAAAUCUCAUCAAUUCUAA